Schistosoma bovis is the source of this 4232-nucleotide messenger RNA. Lineage: Eukaryota; Metazoa; Platyhelminthes; Trematoda; Strigeidida; Schistosomatidae. The record is from the annotation of a GenBank genome assembly.
GAAUACUCUUCGGGGUUAGUGAAAACAUUGCGCAAGGUCAUCAAUAUGCUUUUCAUAUGCCAGGGGUAAGUUUAAAUAAGUCACUCGGGCUUGGGGGUGGUGUUGCGGUAGCCACCUUAGGAUUAAUAGAGUCCUAUUUUACCUAGCAAAUUCCACCCGCAUAUUAGUUGAGCUAUCUUACUAUGUAAAAUACAGCUUUGUGAGCCGUUUGGAUUUAAAUGUGUAAUCCGAUUUCAGCAAAAUCAAAUCAUUUCUUUGUAUUCUAUACAUCAAAAUCAGAUCACCACUUUUUCUAAAAUAGGAAAAAGUGGUCUAGCUUCUCAUACACAUAGUGGCUUGAAAAGCUAGACUUUACUCUGUUCUGCCGCAGACUAAGAGAUCAUCUGAUUUUGAUGUACAGAACAAUAAGUGAUUUUGGACCUGCUAGAUCUUUUUUCUUCUUACGUGAUUCGGACAACUUAAAGGAUAUAAAAGGCGACUAUAAUAGCCAAGAACGGACAAAAUCACAGAAUACAGGUUUUAACAAUGAACCAUCGAUUCUUGGAACCUGUUACCCGAAGAAGUGUCCGCUCCUUCAAUUGACUCAUUCAAGAGAAGACUAGACACUCAAAAGUUUACUAGAAAAGAUUAACAUAGACCGCAUGCUUUCCGUCCUAGUAGCACAAAUCUAGAGCUAAACCAGUGAAGAUAUGAUGUGGCAAUCAAAAUAUUUGUUUUUGAACUAACACAGCUACAUUUCGUUUAGGUGGUUAGAUACUAUGACAUCAAGUUUUUACAUCGGUUUACAGUAGAAGUUUCACAAGCUAGAGUUAAUCCUUCCCAAAUCCUUAAAGCACUCAUACAAGCGCCUAGGAUUAUUCUCGCUUCCAAAACUCAAUAUGGUUCAAGUUUUGAAGAAUACGUAUGCCAGUUCAGCUGAGUUUAAAGUGCUGACGCUUGAGCACAAGUCAAUCUGCCAUCGACAGUUCGAAGUUGACGUAGAAACAGGUUGUAAAGUUGUUAUUUCGUCCUGAUAAGGUCUCAUGGCAUGCACAUCCUUCGUUUAAUAUACAAGAAAACAUCCACGACGCUACUUUCCCUACAUGCUUUUUUCCAGAAAACUAUUUAACUGUAUAUACACUACUCUAGUCUCGUGUUACCAUAAAUUACACGUGACUUCAUUGCCAAUAAAACCGUCCUGCAAAUGACGAAUACGUUUGGUGGUCAUUCAUUUGUCUUUAAUACAUAUUGUCAAUACAAAACUGAUUAACCACUAGGAAGGAUUUGGGUAUGGAAAUUCAAACUGCCUAUAUUGAUGGAUUAUCUCAAAUACUUGAGUUUUAUAUUAAGUAUUGAGGUCCAGUGUGAAAUUAUCAGGAGUAGGUUGUUAAGCACGAUCUAUGUCUCCAGGCAGUUCAGAAGUUUCGAUAACCUCUCACCCUUAAAUACAACAGAACUUCACUAGUAUUCUCAGUAUUUAACCAUCUGAAUAUCUUAUAAAUGUUUACUAGUAAAUCUAAUGUUUUUUGUAUCUAGUAAAGGAUCUUAUGUUGUGCUCUUUUCUUAUACUGGGUUCUUUUAUCAUCUAAGUUAACUGUCAUUAAUAAUUCUGUUCACAUUUCCAUAAGCCUUUCUCAUGACAUCCAAAUUUUUAGUCAGGAACCGGGUUUUACACGACAUGGUUCGUCUCCUGGAAAAUGUAAAGUCCACUUUGUUACUAGUGUAAUAUUUUCAGAUUAUCUUUAUCACAGAACAUGAAGGUGUAACAAAAAGUCUUGUCACUUUUGCUGAACAGUUUAAAAAUUCCAGUAUUAUCAUACAGCUGGAUCCUGUUAAACUCAUGGAGGAACAGUUUAUUGCAGGAUUUUGUCGACGAGGUAUGUUGAAUCUAAAAAGAAGUAAUAUUAGUGAUAUUAAAAAUAUCAGUUAAUGUGAUUUUUCUUUUCAAUUUACAAGAUAUGGAAAGUCAAAGUAUGGUGCAUAUAGAUCUGUGCAGUGGAAUGCAUUGCACGUUUUAAUUGCUGAUAAAACUAUGUGGGUAUCAGACGAGGCUAAGUUAGAUAAUCUAACUAGUUUCAACCAUCUUAUAAGGUAAACGCCUUUUAAAGAUAGUGUUCUUGAAAUGCACAAGCUAAAAUUUGACGAAAGCUACUGGGGUUUUCUUUGAUAACCAUACACGGAUUUGUAAUAAUUGAAGUGGUUUCUUAUUUUAGUAGUGUCUGUUGGCUUGUGACUCAGCAUUAUGGCUUUCACCAAGUUCUAUUCGAUACCUACAUAAAUCCUUACAUAUUGAUCGACUUUUUGCCAUCCCGCAUUUUGCUAGUACCCGGUAACAAAUAUACUCUUAGUUAUUUCAUUUAACUUCGCGAAACUUGGUAUUAUCACCAUAUAUUUUAGUGUCAUCACAGUUUUUAUAACAUGGGGCUUCAUUUUUGAAAAUGCUCUUAAACUAAUGUCGUGCUCAUUAUUUUUAGUCCGCGUUUGUAACAUUCGAGUUUUAUCUAAUAUACGCCGCAUUAUCUGCAUAUAUCUGAAGGUAUUCGUUUCAUAGUGUCCCUAUUAUUUAAGAAACCAGUAACGAAUACUGACUGAGGUAUAUUUAUUUGAGGUUAUCAGUUACUUACGGGUGUACUGACUCAAUAAACCGAUCUAUUUUCGAGAUCCAAAUAAAUUAUCCGAUUGUUAACUGACUAAAUUUUAUAGUCAAGAUAUGACUGUAAGUUAUUUUCGGAUAACGGUCACUUAGUUAAAGAUGAAAGCAAAUCUCAGUGAUCAGUUAGCGGAUUCCCCAUCAAUUUCCAAGAUACAUUUUUAAAUAUUGUUUCAGUUUAUCUUUACUAACUGCAUAAUUCUACACAUAAAUAUGGAACCAGUAGUCCUUUUCUUCCGCAAGAAGUUCUAUGACAAUAAAAAAACUGAAGAAUUUAUGUAAAUAGCGCAACUACUGGCUAAGAGGUGGUAGGUAAACAGAGACUAUGAAAUAAAGUUGUUAAAAUUGGUUGUAAACGAUUAAUCGUAAUACAGCAGUCUCUUACUUGAACUGUUUUAAUAUUUGAUAAGUGGGCAAGAGAUUAACUGCAUAUUCUUUGAUCCUUUGACUAAACUAUUUCUUUUAAUUAUCUUAACCCAGAAAACUUGUCUGUAUAAUACAAGUUUUAUGUUCACUUCAGGAUAUUUUACUAUCCUGUAAUCCUUUAAUGUUAUAUUUUAGGAGCUGUUACAGUUCUGCCUAUAAAACCAUUGUCGGAGUUUGGUCUUUCUAUUCAAAAGUCUAUUUUAACCCUGGACAUGUCUCCAGUUGUGUACUCUGGUUUUGGAUUAUCCGCUAAAAAAGUUAAACAAGAAAAGAAGAAAGUUUUCUAUCGAUUUCAAGUCGAUCUAAAAAGUCCACAGUUUCUGCGAAAUGGACCAGUACAUACACGUCUUCGAUCAUUUUUCAAGGCUUUCACUAACCCCCUAGAAUUGGGCACUCGUAUCCCCCGAUGCCUUGGAAAUCUUGGUCCUUUCUUUGUUGAUUGGUUACCAGAUUCCUCAGUCACACAAAUAAAUGAAUUCCCUAAAAGUGAAUCCAUUGCUUCAUAUUUAAAUGACAAAGAACAUCUCGUGAUCCGACCACAAUGUGAGGUGUUUAACUACAUUGGAUCACCUAUACUAAUACCAGAACUAAUUUCAUGGAACAAACUUCCUCUAAAACAAGAAGAAAAUUCAUGCACAUGCACAGAAAUAGACAAAACGUCAGAUUUUUUAAAUAUUGUAAAUAUUCGCUUAGGAUUAACAGUUUUAUCUUAUUUAGCAGCUGGAAUUUCAUUUCCUGAUUCAGCUAUUUCAAAUCGUGUUCCAAGUGAUAAUCCAUGCUUAACAAAUGCAAGUCUGUCACCAAUUUAUGCACAAACUAUAGAUGAAAUUCUGUUACCUGUCUAUAAGCUGGAAAAACUGAACAUUAUAUGUCUAUCAGGUUUAUUUCCGGAUUGCUGCUACGAUGAACUGGAGGAUAAAAUAAAAUCAAUGUUAGCAGAAAGUCAACGCGGGAAUGAAUUAGUUUACAUGUGCAGAUGUCCACUAAAAGUUACCACCGAUUCAGUACAAUCGUUGAAACAGUCUGUUAAUCACUUAGGAACUCUAUUUUUAACUGGUAGAAAACCUGUUUCAGAUUCACAAGGACUACCACUUAUUAAAAUUCGAUUUUAACAUUUUAUUUUUCCAUUUGCAUGUACAUUUUUGCCGUUAUCGGUAAUAUACAUUCUUGAAUUAUA